UGCAUUGCCACUUAACUUUUCUGGGGCCACACACUAUACAGAUAGCUGCUUAUUGUCUCUUCUACUCGCUGGGAUAAGAACAACCAGUCUAGCUAGGGUUAAGUGCGCACAGCACUGCCAAUUCUAUCCUUAGGGGCCAGACAGUAAGCAGCCAUCUAUAUAGUCCCGGGGGAGGGGAGCAGUGAUACUAUGAAAUAUCACUUAACUCCUUACACUCCAUGGGACGGGCGCUUUGGGUAUAAUGACCUGAACUGACAGCUGGAUCAUCAGACUUGCGGUCAGUUCGGGACAUGUGACCAUAAUAUAGAGGAUCUGCCCCGACAAGUAUUCACCUCAUCAUCCGAGAGCAAGAAGAUAAAUCAUGUGCAGGAAUAUCCCCUCAAAUGUCUCCAUAUAACAUCCUGGAAUUGUAUAGAAUUAAAUGUUUAUUCACAAUACAGGUUCCUAUAAGGUGUCAGGACGUGGCGGUCUAUUUCUCCAUGGAGGAGUGGGAGUAUGUAGAAGGACACAAGGAUCAGUACAAGGAUCAGGUCAUGAUGGAGGAUCAGCAGCCCCUCACAUCACCAGUCAGAUCCAGUAAGAGAACAGCACCAGAGAGGUGUCCCCGUCCUCUUCUUCCACAGGAUGAUCAGGUAGAUGGAGAUAUUCCCUAUGAUCUGUAGAAGGGCUGUGAAGCUCUUGUGGUCAGUCCCCUCACCCUCCAUGACUCCUCAUCUCCUGCUCAUCUAU
Hyla sarda is the source of this 729-nucleotide messenger RNA. RefSeq names its product oocyte zinc finger protein XlCOF7.2-like. The record is from RefSeq and is a predicted model, not a curated record. The transcript has 2 exons. Bases 384 to 662 code for a protein of 92 amino acids. Gene Ontology annotation, biological process: regulation of DNA-templated transcription. NCBI's taxonomy places the organism in Eukaryota, Metazoa, Chordata, Amphibia, Anura, Hylidae.